Molecule: messenger RNA, 5044 nt
Organism: Leguminivora glycinivorella
Lineage: Eukaryota; Metazoa; Arthropoda; Insecta; Lepidoptera; Tortricidae
Gene: pdm3
Product: POU domain, class 6, transcription factor 2
Exons: 13
Coding region: 422-2161 (579 amino acids)
Biological process (GO): regulation of transcription by RNA polymerase II
Molecular function (GO): RNA polymerase II cis-regulatory region sequence-specific DNA binding; DNA-binding transcription factor activity, RNA polymerase II-specific
Source: RefSeq, a predicted model, not a curated record
GCCGGCCGUGUUUGCGUUCGCGCGUUUCACACCCGCUUAAAAAAAAAACAUUCCGCGCGUCUUCUGAAUUUAAACUUUUUGAAACUGUCUGGGUUUUUUAUCGGUGCGGCGCAGUGCAUGGAUUGAUUUGUUACGUUUGAAGACAAGUUGGAAGUAUUGCAGUGAAGUAUUAGUCGGUGGUAUUGGCCGUUGAGACGCUAUAAAGUGAUGUAUCAGCGACCGCCGGGCAAUUAGCGCGGACUGCUACGAAAACAGAGCCUUUCGCCUAAACCCCCAAACUCCUGGAACAUUUCGUUGCGGCAGUUUGUAGCAGGCCAGCAAGCUGUUUUACCCCUACCUGAAGACGUCUUCCCUCCACAGGGACUUCCUCUUCGCCAGCGGCUCCGGUAAGUGCCAAGACGAGUCGGGAUGCGAGGCUGAUAUGUCGGAGGGCGCGGACGUGGGGCGCCACUCGCCGCCCCGGCCGCAGCAAGAGCCCAUCAACCUUAAGAAUGAGCAGGCGGAGUCUGACCGGGAGAGCGGCGCGAGCUCGCCGGAGGCGGCCCGCCAGCUAACGGAGCCGCGUACCCCCUCCCCGCGCCGCACCCCGCAGCUGAAUGGCUCCAUGGCGUCCAUGUUCCAAAACCUGCAGAACCUGGCCAGCAUGCAGCAGAACAUGCCGCAGCAAAUGUCGCAGCAGCUGCAGCAGCAGAUGUCGCAGCAAAUGUCGCAGUUGGCCGCCAACCUGCAGGGGCUGACGUCCAUGCCGUCCUCCGUCAUCAACUCGCCUUUGAAUUUGAGCGUCAGCGCGCCAGGCAUGGGAUCCCCCAACCCCGUAGGCAACAGCAAUAUGCUGCCGCCAGCCAUGCCGUCACCCAUGCCGCAGCUCAUCCUGGCUUCGGGACAGCUGGUGCAGGGCAUACAGGGAGCUCAGCUGCUAAUACCGACCUCACAGGGUAUCGCCACGCAAACCAUCCUCACAAUACCAGUAAACCACGUCAACUCGAACGACCAGAUGGUGAACCUGGCCCUCAACAACGGACAGGUCGUCUCCACCUCUCUAGCGAACCUGCAAGCCAUGGCGCAACCGCACCAGCUCCUAAACUCCAACCCUCAACAACCGAGACCCAACAUGCUGAACCCUACACUUAGCAAUGCGCUCUUGAAUCCAGGGUUACCGAACUUUCUCUCCAACGGAGCUUCAAGCGCUCAGGAGCUUCUUCAAGCGUUUCAGCAGCCGCAGCCGAAUCAUAACCUCCUCCAGACUGUGCAGCAGAAUAAUCUGAAUCAGCAGAUGCAAGGGCGACGGUCGUCGUCUCCAAGGCCUGAUCGGCAUUAUAAGGAGAGAGAGAACUUUGAGAGAUACGCGAGCAGUUCAAGGGAAAGAAGUGAGAGGGAGAACCAGGGGAAUGCGGCGAUCAACAGUAUUAACAGGCUCGCAGCAUCCAACGGCGAGAUAACCAUCACAACUUCAACGCACUCAGGCACUGCCAGCUCCGCAGGCUCAGCACCAGCCCCAUCACCCCACGCUCCUGUCAAGAUGUCACCUGGCUCCGUCAAGAGUUCGCAUGAUGACAACGACCUGCUUGCUGACUCGCCAAAUCAACCAACAAUAAGCCAGUCCUCCAGUAACGUCGUGGACGGUAUCAACCUAGAAGACAUCAAGGAAUUCGCGAAAGCUUUCAAGCUGCGGCGGCUUGGGCUAGGCCUCACGCAGACUCAGGUUGGGCAGGCCCUGUCCGUCACUGAAGGUCCGGCUUACAGCCAAAGCGCGAUUUGCAGUGCCCUGGCUUCGCAGAUGCUAGCAGCUCAGCUGUCGUCACAGCAACAAAACAUAUUUGAGAAAUUGGAUAUAACACCAAAAAGUGCGCAGAAAAUCAAACCGGUGCUCGAACGUUGGAUGAAGGAAGCUGAAGAGAGGUAUGCAACUGGACAAAACCAUCUGACCGACUUCAUUGGGAUGGAGCCAAGCAAGAAGCGCAAGCGACGGACCUCAUUCACACCACAAGCUUUGGAGCUGCUCAAUGCGCACUUUGAAAGGAACACACAUCCAUCUGGUACAGAAAUAACCGGCCUAGCACACCAACUGGGCUACGAACGCGAAGUUAUUAGAAUAUGGUUCUGCAACAAACGCCAAGCUCUCAAAAACACCGUCAGAAUGAUGUCGAAAGGGAUGGUCUAAAUCGAACUACAACACCCAUGUUAAACAUCUACUCACGGUGUGUCCAAACCAACCUAAGUACGUUGUUUUAGUGAUUAGUUCAGUUUGGACGCACCAACCGACUGGUAAAUGACAUAGACUAUCGCAUUUUUUUUUGUUUUGACUUUAAAUAAUGGCGCGAUUAGUCUAUCUCCAUGAAUCACAGAUACUAGAAACAUUAGUGAUGAGAUACAGAUUAUCGAUAAUUUUUGUUACAAUUAAUUAUACUGCGUUUAGUUUUCGAUCUGGUUCAAAGAAUUUAUGUUGACAGAUAAUAUAUGUUGCAUUUAUAUGAACGUUGUCAUGUUUUUCUUUACUGCGAUUCAAACUAAAAUACAGCUUUUAAGAUGACAAGAGUCUUCUAGCACACUUUUUUCAUCACAUAACUUCAUUCCAACCCACCUAUAAUAUGUUCCUUUGCCCAUAUAUUUUAAACUGUCCUAAAUCUUUAUUGAAACAAAGUAGAGCUGUAGUAAAGAUAAUUUUAUCGCACCUUCUUACAUUUCAAUAAAUGAAAUGUUCGUACGAAAAGUCACAGGAAUUUCGCUCUUAAAAUAAAUUUCAGUAUGGAUAGGAUUUUUGAUAAAACGUAAAAUUAAAACAAAUUUCGACUGAAAUAUUUGUCUCGGCGUAGUUUUAACCGUGAAUGGAGUAUUGUAGAAUAGGCAUAGGUGUCUAGUACAAAAUCAUUAACUAAUAUCGGGUUCCUGAUUACAGCCAUUUUUUUUGCUAAAUUAUACAAAGCUUUCGUAUCAGAACUAUGAGGGAGUAAAUCCCUAUCCAGUAAAAAUGUUCUGUAAGCGCUUGAACUUCAGCUCAUGCGUGUCUUUAUUUGAUGUUCAACAACAGAGCAGCAUUUUUGUGUAGAAGACAUAUUGCAUUUUGUAAAUAAGUACAAUAUUAAAUUCUCGAUACUUGAUAAAGUAGAUGAUAAAUUAAUUUAUUGAAAUACUCUGAGUUGUUCCGUUCUACUUAGCGAAUGUUGCACUUUACAAGUUUUAGUAAUAAUCGAUAUUAUGAAAGUACGUAGAUUUAAAUAAUUAUGUCGUCUGUCUUAGCGGCCUACUCAGAUUUUUUUAUCUAGUAGGUUUUUGUUGAUAGAUAGGAUAUAAAACGAUAUGUAAGUACAUUAUAGUUAAUAAAUACGUCGGCGUAAAUGUAAAUAUCGUUUGUGUUUUUGUUUCGUAUAAUGUAUUAUUAAUUUUAAGUUAAAAAGUAAUUUAGCUUUGAAUGAUAAUUUGUAUGAAUUGACAAGUUGGAUUUUUGUGGCCACAUUAACGUUUAAUUGUUUCAGAUAUUAAAAUAUUUUAAUUGAUCACUUUGUCGUGCAUGUUUCAUUAUAAAUACACGUAACAGGGGGUCUCUUAAUAGUUAUGUGCAUAUUAUUUUGGGUAGAUAUUAUUUACAAAAAAAAACUAUAAAAUUGCCUCGCAUUUGGAAAUGUAGAUUUUGAAAUACAUUAUUAUAUUCAAAGAUUUUCAAAAAAUGGUCGUUAUUACAAUGUUUUAUAAGUUUUUUGUGCCCGAAAAGUAUGCACAAAUUAUUAUAGUCUGGUCAAGCUGUUUGUUUACCUAGUUACUUGCGACUCUUUUUAAUCGAUUUCAUUAGUAAUAAAUGUAAUAAUAAACUGCGGUUACUAUCUAAAGGGUACAUAUUUAGUGAGUGAUCUAAGUAAUUACCUUAUGUACUGUUCAGGACUGAUUGUGAAAAACUGGAGUUAUUAUUUGAAGUAUUACAAAAUAAUAGUUAUUCAAUAAAAAUAUUACCCAACUGUUACCAUUUCCUAAAAGUCAUAUACCUACAAAAUAAUUUAUGAAUUUAUAGAACACAUUACGACCUACGGACAUCUUGAUUUUAUAAAUAAAAGUUUAUUUUCAAGAAAAUUCGUAUUACUUAGAGUGGCAAGUGUAAAUUAUUUAGUUAGAACAUUUUCAACUAAGACCUACUGUUAACUGUAUUACCGAUAGAAUAAGGAUGUAAUUUAACGUAUGUUAAUGACCAAUGAAAACCAACUUGUGAUCAUUAAUAUUUGUACUGUUACCUACUACUUUAAACAAGAGUCGUUAAAAAAUAAUAUUAUAAUAAAAUUGAACAUAUUUUUCGGCUGUUGAAAAAUUGUAAAUACAAUAUUAAGGAUAAUAAAAACUAUUUGGAUUAAUAUUUAGGAACAAAGGGAAAAAUAUUAUCAAAAUUUAUAUUUUCAAAAAUUAUUACAAGUGCAAAAAGUGUAUUUAAAAAAAGGGAUGUUUGGCCAUACUCAAAAUUUUACACGGAACGGAUUUUUUAUCGACUUAAGCACAACACUCCACACACCGCAAGCAGUAAGGUACACAGUGACUCAAAAUUGUGCGGUGCGACUUUGAACCUUAUCUACUUAAGCCGGAAUCAGGUUUUUCGUCACCAUUCAUAAUAUAAUACAAUGCUCUAGAUGACUUUAGUAGUAAUUUAAAUACCUAAUGGGAAAACAGUUUAGUAAACGUGCUAUUGACGAAAGUAGAUAAUACAACGCAACGAAAAGCCUGAUUCCCAUCAAACAUUAGUGUAAUAGAGAAGGCAUAUAGGAUGCUAAGUACAAAGGAUAAUUUAACUAUUAAACUGCUAGUCCCGUUACGAAUAAAGUUAUUAAAUCUUAAUUGUUACUGGGCAAAUUCGCAUCGCACCGGUUUUCAUAAUUCGCAUGUAACUUGUAAACAAUAUAAUAGUCUAAAUACAUAAAGUCUACACAUAACUCAGCUGUAACACAUAUUCAAACCAAACUGUAACAAUAUGUAAUAGUGUAUUAAUUUUUUCUUCCUGUAAUGGUACCGAACGAAUGACUAUGGCUGCUGGUUUAUGAAGAAAAGCAGAAUAAAGGCAGAUAACUGU